Messenger RNA from Symbiodinium sp. CCMP2592, 2058 nucleotides. The record is from the annotation of a GenBank genome assembly. Lineage: Eukaryota; Dinophyceae; Suessiales; Symbiodiniaceae.
AUGUUGCCCUUCAGCAAUGACCCGUCCUCCGCAGAGUCCUACGAGGACUUCCUUCGUGGCGAGCUGGUGUCCCUCGCAGACCGGCUGGUUUCGAAGUACCAAGCGGCCCUGGAUCGAGGAGCAGGCACCAGAGGAACCAGCGUCUUCUCUACUGCUUCCAGUACUGGUGAGCCCAACAUCCUGCAAGCGCAGACACCCGUGGAGGAGGAAACAAGUAAAGAUGCUCCCUGCACUUUCGUCGAUGAGCGGUGGGCAAAUCUGACCUUGAACCUCAUGGAGGAGCAGGACGAAGUUGCCGGCAAGCAGUUUGUUGGGCAUGUGAUCAGCCUCAGGAAUAUCGAUCAACAGGCCCAGCUGAGUCUUCGAGGCUCCUGGCAGUUCUCCUGGGCCGAAGCGCGUCGCCUCGGCCGCCAGCGGACGGCGGAGAAACCCGGGCCCACAAGGUUCAACGAUGUGGUGGAGGAUGACUCCUGGCUCCAGCGGUUCGUGGUGGGCCCGGAGAGCGCUAUCCAGUUCGUGUGGGCGCUGCUGGCCACCCUCUUUAUUGUAUGGGAUAUGGCGACCAUUCCCCUGGAGAUCUUCCCCAUGGCCGGAUUCAGCAAUGUCACCUUUGCGGUGGCUGCCGUGUCUUUGGCCUUCUGGGUGGCCGACGUACCGACACAUUUCCUUUUCGGCUCGCAGAUCCGCGGGAUCAUUGAAAUGCGACCGGCGAGACUAGCAGCGCUGUAUAUGAAAUCCUGGCUGCUUAUUGACUUGAUGGUGAUCCUGGUGGAUCUAUCGCUCAUAGCGUUAGAGGUCAUACGGGCUUCCGACAUGAACCCACUUUUCCGCUCCGGCCGCUUCCUCCGUACGAUCCGGCUCGUUCGGCUGGUGCGGCUUCUCCGCGUAGGCAAGCUGGAAAGGCAGAUCAUGGUCAUCGCCCACCGGCUGCUCUCCACGUACUCGCUCAUGGCACUUCGUGUCGUCGGGUACCUUUCCGUGAUGCUGGCGAUGAAUCACCUCAUCGCUUGCUGCUGGUAUGGGAUCGGGGUGUUCCUCAAGGACAACGGCCGGGGAUGCUGGCUGGAUCGCUCCGAGAUCAACCAGGACAACGUCGGCGAAGCCUACAUUGCAGCGCUCCACUGGUCGCUGACGCAGUUUACGCCAGCUACCAACUCUAUCGCCCCGGACAAUGCGUGGGAGAGGUUCUACGCGAUUUGGGUGAUCCUUCUCGCCAUGGCGUGCUUCUCGUCCUUCAUCGGCUCGAUUGGUACCACGAUCACCUCCAUGCGCACCGUGCGCCGUGCACAACUGCUUCAGGAGAGCAAGCUGGAGGUAUUCUUCACGGAGCGGAAUCUGUCGCUGGAGCUCUUCGAGAGAGUGAAGAGCGCCCUUGACAAAGACAAGCGGGCAAGGACGCGCCUCCGGGAAGACGAGGUAACGUUGAUAAACGGCAUCCCAGAGAGCAUCAAGGUGAACCUUCACAAGGAGAUGUACAUCACUUCGCUGCUCCAGGUGGAGAUAUGGCCCAGCUGGAGCCACAAGGAGGAUGCCGACUUGCUGCGCACUAUCUGCCAUCAGGCCAUGUCCGAGCAUACCUGCCGGCCCGGUCAAGAUGUAUUCCUGCCGCACAAGCUCUGCCAGUAUGUUUAUGUGAUACAGACCGGCUCCCUUGAGUAUCACACGCUGGAGAAGGAGACCGAAGACUGCAAGAGCGACACUGUGUGCUGCCUGCCCUCCUUGUGGGCAGAGUGGCCACAUAUGGGUCGCCUCACUGCGAAUCUCGGCACGUGCUUCUACAUCGGCGUCGGCUGCAGGGACUUCAGUAUGUUGGCAGCUUCUUUCGGAGGUCCGCUCUGCGAGUAUCUCAAGAUUUUCGGCAUCCUUCUCUUGUCGGAGAUUGAAGCUUUGCAGGCCCAAGGGACGGAGGUCAACGACAUCUCCGUUCAAAACAACAUUUCCACUCGGGAUCUCGCCGAUCGGGCAGAACGCUUUGCCUCUCUCAAAGAGAGAUCUGCCAGCCGAUUUGGGAGAUCAUCCUCCAAGGAUCGUACCGAGAACGAGCUCGUAAGUUUCUGA